Phyllopteryx taeniolatus (common seadragon) is the source of this 1932-nucleotide messenger RNA. Its product is annotated as slit homolog 3 protein. The coding region runs from base 177 to 1532 and encodes 451 amino acids. Lineage: Eukaryota; Metazoa; Chordata; Actinopteri; Syngnathiformes; Syngnathidae. Gene Ontology annotation, molecular function: protein binding. The record is from RefSeq and is a predicted model, not a curated record. The transcript is spliced from 7 exons. Gene Ontology annotation, cellular component: plasma membrane.
AGCGAUGCAUCCGCACGGCUUGUCCAGGACGAGUGGAACAGCCUACAGCCAAAAAAAAAAAAAAAGGCAACCGUAUUGCUAAAAAUCACUCAAAAUCCACUUAAACUAACCCAAAACUUUCCGAGGUUGAUGCAAGUCAAUGCCGGAAAUAGACACAACAUGGCGUCCGUAAACCAAUGCAGAACGGUGCGCUCACUGACUGCACCCAAGUCUCUCCCAUCAUCAGCAUCAUCAUCAGCAUCAUCAUCAUCAUCAUCAUUUGGUCUCUGCAACUGUCUGGUUCAGUCUUGCUGGAGUAUUUUCUGCAACAGGAAGGCGUGAUUCUGCAGGGAAAGUGCCACAGUGCUGACUCGGAGAGUCGGCGAGGUGAAGCGCGGAAUGUAACCACCGAUCUUCCACUCCUCUACUCAUCCGAGAGUUCCUCCUCUCUCCAAGGAAGCAUGUGUCGCCCUCGUCCCAUCUUUCGUCUUCUCUUUCUAGCCUUUUGUUCACCUCCCUUCUUCUCCCCCCCCGCGGCGUGCUCACGGUCAUGUCCCCGCCGGUGCCUUUGUUACGAACACACUGACUUGGUGGACUGCCGCGACAGUGGGCUCGAACACGUUCCCAGGGGGCUCCCGCGUGGCACGUGGCUGCUGGAGCUGGGAGGAAACAAUCUGAGUGAAAUUUGUACCAGAGUCUUCACUGGGCUGUGGUCCUUACGGGUGCUUGCGCUGGCCGACAGCCAGAUACGGGCCCUUCGACCACAGGCAUUCUUCUCAUUGUCCUACCUGGAGAAGCUGGAUCUCAGUGGGAACCAGCUAACAAGUCUCCCUGCUGACUUUUCUGUGAGUCUGUCUGCUCUCAGGGAGCUGCGACUGGAGCACAACAACUUACAUCAUCUGUCUGCAUUCAGCUUUGAGUAUCUGGACAACAUUGAGAAACUGGACCUCAGUCAUAACCACCUGGCGUCAGUGGGCCCCGGUGUGUUCAGGGGCCUUUCGAGGCUCAGGCAGCUCGACAUGCGCAGCAACAGGCUGUCUACGGUGCAGCAAGGGAGCCUUGAUAUGCUGCCUGCACUGGAGGUGCUGCAGCUGAGUCACAACAACAUUUCUCAGAUAGACACGAAGGCUCUGGCUCCUCUCUACAGCCUGGCAGUUCUCGCUCUGGAGGGAAACAACCUGCGUCACUUGAAAUUCAAAACCUUCCUCAGUCUGCACACAACAGCGACGCACAUCCGGCUUGCAGGGAACCCUUGGAGCUGCGACUGCGAGCUGCACCGCGUCUUCAGCAAGAUCCUCCACGUUCGCCAUCUACACGUCGACGACUACCGCAACGUGAGCUGUCACCAGCCGCCGCAGCUGGCCGGGGCUUCGCUGGCUCGGGUAGACAGCCAGCUGUGCGUCGCGGAAACCGCCACGGUGCUCGUCAUCACCGUCACCGUGCUGGUCACGGUGGCGGCGGCCGUGGUGAUGGCAGAACGGAACAGGAAGAGGAACCGUGGCAAAAACUGGGACACCGAAUCCCAAAACCACACCAACGGUCCGCCAUCUUGAGAGCAGAGAGCGUUAGGGGCCGGACAACAGACAGACGCAAGAUGCACAAUUGGGCUGACAACGGACGCGUUUUCCCGUCCCUCUGCUUUUCCACGCUCCCACGCUGUAGAAUGGAAGUGAUGUGUGUCGAUAUACAAAAGCAGUACCGCCCUAGUGACAAGCCAUCUGUUCCUUCUCUGAGCCACGUGUCCUUAUUGGGCUCUUGGGUCAGCUGGAGCCUGUUCCAGCUGACUCCGGAGAAAGGCGGGCUACUGCUAAAAACUAACCUGUACAUCCGAUAUGUAUCACUGCUCCGUUGUACUUUGUGAAGCCUCUUAAAGCCGAACACAUCUUUGUUUUGUUUCAAAUGCAUGGUGGGAGUUGUACAGUAAGGGAAAAUUAUUAAAACCUUAUCAAUCCA